GAGGCCGGGGGGGGGGGGUAAACGGCCGCUUAGCGCAGGCGCACUGCGGCCUCCCGCCACAAUAUCCCCCGGGUCUUCCCGCUGAUUGCCUCGAGGACUGCGUGGAGCUUCGUGCUAGGAAAACAGCUUUUUCUUUAAAAAAUAUGGCUGUUUCAAAAGCAGAAGUCACGCGUGAGCUUUGACCUUUCCGUACGGCAAGAUGGCGGCUCACAUGCUCCGCCCGCCGCGGGGCGGGCUCUGCGCCGGCGCGGCCGAGCGGCAAGAUGGCGCUGGCCAGGAGCGUGGCGCUGCUGCGGGGGGCGGCGGGCAGCCUGCGCGGCCCGGUGCGGGCCCGGCGGCCGCUGUGGGCCCAGGUGACCCCGGGCGCCUCGGCCCGAGCCUGCAGCGCCGACGCGGCGCCCGCCGGCCCCGCGGAGCCGCCGGCCUUUGACACCGCCUCGCGCUACCAGGACAAGCCCUGGGAGUACCUGGAGAGCGAAGAGUACGAGGCGACGUACGGCGACAAACCCGUCUGGUUCGGCUACCGGCGCAACCACAAAGGCGCCAUCCCGCCGCAGAAGACGCGCAAGGCCUGUUUGCGCAAGGGCAAGCCGGUUGGAAACCCCUGUCCCAUCUGCCGCGACCGCAACCUCUUCCUAGAUUUCCGAAACGUCAAGCUCCUGGACCAGUUCAUCUGCCCCCACUCGGGUGUUGUCUACCACCCCACGUACACGGGUAUCUGCAUGAAGCAGCACAAAAACCUGACGAAAGCCGUCGAGCAGGCGCAGGACCACGGGCUGCUGUGGCUGCGGGUGCCCUACGUGGCGGCGCCGCGGGAGGACUACAGCAACCGGCACCCGGCGGUGAGCAAGACGCCGCCGGCGCCCGAGCUGCAACGCGGGGCCCCCUGGUACCCGUGGUACGAGUGGCGCCAGCCCCCCGCCACCGCCGUCGCCCGCCUCCGCCGCAUCUACCAGGGCUACCUCAAGGAGGACGGGCCGCCGGCCUAGCGGGGCGGCCCCCUGCCCCGCAGCCCCUUCCCCAGGGCGGGCGAAUAAAGCGGGUGCUGGCCUGGUUCUUUGUCA
Messenger RNA from Rhea pennata, 1064 nucleotides. It is a transcript of the gene MRPS18B, whose product is annotated as mitochondrial ribosomal protein S18B. Gene Ontology annotation, cellular component: ribosome; mitochondrion. The record is from RefSeq and is a predicted model, not a curated record. NCBI's taxonomy places the organism in Eukaryota, Metazoa, Chordata, Aves, Rheiformes, Rheidae. Gene Ontology annotation, biological process: mitochondrial translation. The coding region runs from base 264 to 989 and encodes 241 amino acids. The transcript has 7 exons. Gene Ontology annotation, molecular function: structural constituent of ribosome.